GGGACAGGGACCAACGUCAGCAUCCAGUGCUGGAACCAGGGCUAUGGGGGCUCCUUCCUCCUGCACAAAGAUGGGUGCUCAGCCCCCAUCCAGCGCCAGGAGCUCCUCUUGGAGGACAAGGCCACCUUCACCAUCCUUGAGGUGACCCCGGCUGACAGCGGCACCUAUAGGUGCUCCUACCGCCCCUGGGCUCAGCGCUUCCUGUCCUCACCCAUUGGGAACAACGUGACUCUGGAGGUGGCACCCACACCUGCACCCCCAGGGGCACCCAAACCUGCAGAGCCCACGGGUGCUGAGGAGCAGUCCCGUGCCAAUCUGGUGCUGGCACUGGUGAGGGGCUUUGUGGCUGUGCUCGUCUUUGGCCUCGGCGUUUUCUUCGUCGUCGAUGCCCGCAGCCUCUGGAUACGGGCAGAUCAGAGCUGUGGUUCCCCCGCGGUGACAACAAGCAUCUGA
Molecule: messenger RNA, 453 nt
Organism: Lagopus leucura (white-tailed ptarmigan)
Lineage: Eukaryota; Metazoa; Chordata; Aves; Galliformes; Phasianidae
Product: leukocyte immunoglobulin-like receptor subfamily A member 6
Exons: 3
Source: RefSeq, a predicted model, not a curated record